Messenger RNA from Amyelois transitella, 1354 nucleotides. RefSeq names its product zinc carboxypeptidase. The transcript has 9 exons. The record is from RefSeq and is a predicted model, not a curated record. Lineage: Eukaryota; Metazoa; Arthropoda; Insecta; Lepidoptera; Pyralidae. Gene Ontology annotation, molecular function: zinc ion binding; metallocarboxypeptidase activity. Gene Ontology annotation, biological process: proteolysis. The coding region runs from base 10 to 1248 and encodes 412 amino acids.
AGCGUCAAAAUGUCGCCAUUUUUUAUAAUUUUCGUAGUCAUACCGCUUUCUUACGCAACUUUUCACGAUUUCAAGAGCUAUAAAGAUUACAAAGUGUACAGUAUUGAAGGAAAUAAUGAGAACCUCUCAAAAAUUAUGGAAUUCCUAAACAGUAUGGCAGAAAUACCGUUUUACGACAUCCGUAAUUCUAGAGCAGAAGUAAUGAUUGCACCGGAAUUGGAUAGCAUUUUCUCAAAUGCCACAGAUUUGUUUCGUUUGAAGAAAAAAAUAAUAGUAAAUGAUUACUCCGAAAUUAUUGCCGAAGAAAAAGGGGGAAGCCGUAAGGACUCACAAUUUUCCUGGACAGCAUAUUACGAUAUUGAUGGUAUUUAUGGAUACCUAAAAAAUAUGAGUACGAUCUACUCGAACUGGACGGAGCUGGUGGAAGGUGGACAGAGUUACGAGGGUCGGAAGAUACUAGGGUUGCGGAUAAACACGCCAACAGACGUGGACAAAGUCAAAAACAUCGUGUUUAUAGAAUCAGGUAUCCACGCCAGAGAGUGGAUCACCCCAGCCACGACAACUUACUUCAUCAACCAACUGCUGACCAGCACUGACCCGGCCAUCACAUCGCUGAGGGACCAGUUCGAAUGGCAGAUCUUUCCGUCUGUUAACCCUGACGGCUACCAGUACACUCAUAAGAGGGAUCGAAUGUGGAGAAAAACGCGUUCAAAGUCAUCAUUUUUCUGCCACGGUGCAGACCCUAAUCGCAACUGGGAUUAUAACUGGGGCCAGUACGGGAUAUCAACUGACCCGUGCAACUACCAGUUGUACGCUGGUUCGCAGCCGUUCUCUGAAGUAGAAACGCGAACACUCUCUAAGUACAUAGCUGAGCUGGACAACAUAGUUGCUUAUAUCGCCUUCCACGCUGAUGCUCAGAUGCUUCUGGUACCGUACUCCGACUCGGUAGAACACACGAGUAAUUAUGACGAUUUGAUUAAAAUUGGAAAAUCUUCUCUUGAAUAUGGUGAAAAAGUCAAUGGAGAAAAGUAUGAUGGUCCAGCGACUGCUGCAGAAAUUUUGUACAAAGCUUCAGGCGGCAGCAUGGAUUGGGUCCGCAACCAACUAGCGACUCCUUUAGUGUACACUUACGAACUCCGAGGCACCUACUUCCAUUGGCCACCGUCCAAGAUCUUCGAGCAAGGAGACGAGGUCACCCAGAUGAUGGUGGGGCUCUUCAAUGAAGCCUGCAACUUGGGUUAUUGUUAAUUGAGAAGAUUUGGCUGAAGAAGCUGAGCGUUGCCCAUUAGUCUUUUCAAGACUGUUGGCUCUGUCUACCCCGCAAGGGAUAUAGAUGUGAUUAUAUGUAUGUAUG